This is a messenger RNA of Gorilla gorilla gorilla (western lowland gorilla), 1815 nucleotides long. RefSeq names its product scaffold attachment factor B2-like. Gene Ontology annotation, biological process: regulation of transcription by RNA polymerase II; regulation of androgen receptor signaling pathway; regulation of mRNA processing. The transcript has 12 exons. Gene Ontology annotation, molecular function: sequence-specific DNA binding. Lineage: Eukaryota; Metazoa; Chordata; Mammalia; Primates; Hominidae. Bases 1 to 1668 code for a protein of 555 amino acids. Gene Ontology annotation, cellular component: nucleus. The record is from RefSeq and is a predicted model, not a curated record.
AUGUAUGAUGAAUGUAAUACCCUAAGUGCCACUGUCUGUGCUGAGCUUUUCAAACCUCGGAGCAUAUUGAAACUUUGUGGUUUCAUUUUCCCUGAUUUUGAUUUUUCUCAUGUGGAACCUGUGUUGCUGCAUUCAAGAACUGUAAUUAAGAAGGAAGAGAAGAUUGAGAAGAAGGAGGAAAAACAGGCUGAAGACAUUAAGAAGGAAGAAAAAGACCAGGAUGAGCUGAAACCCGGACCUACAAAUCGGUCUAGAGUCACCAAAUCAGGAAGCAGAGGAAUGGAGCGGACGGUCGUGAUGGAUAAAUCGAAAGGAGAGCCCGUCAUUAGCGUGAAAACCACGAGCAGGUCCAAAGAGAGAAGCUCCAAGAGUCAGGAUCGCAAGUCAGAAAGCAAAGAAAAGAGAGACAUCUUGUCGUUUGAUAAAAUCAAAGAACAAAGGGAGAGAGAGUGCCAGAGGCAGCGGGAACGGGAGAUCCGAGAAACGGAGAGGCGGCGGGAGCGCGAGCAGCGGGAGCGGGAGCAACGCCUCGAGGCCUUCCAUGAGCGGAAGGAGAAGGCCCGGCUACAGCGGGAACGCCUGCAGCUCGAGUGCCAGCGCCAGCGGCUGGAGCGGGAGCGGCUGGAGCGGGAGCGGCUGGAGCGGGAGCGGCUGGAGCGGGAGCGGCUGGAGCGGGAGCGGCUGGAGCGGGAGCGCAUGCGCGUGGAGCGCGAGCGCAGGAAGGAGCAGGAGCGCAGGAAGGAGCAGGAGCGCAUGCGCGUGGAGCGCGAGCGCAGGAAGGAGCAGGAGCGCAUGCGCGUGGAGCGCGAGCGCAGGAAGGAGCAGGAGCUCAUCCACCGCGAGCGCGAGGAGCUGCGGCGCCAGCAGGAGCAGCCGCGUUACGAGCAGGAGCGGCGGCCCGGGCGGAGGCCCUACGACCUGGACCGACGAGAUGAUGCCUAUUGGCCAGAAGGAAAGCGUGUGGCGAUGGAGGACCGAUAUCGUGCAGACUUUCCCCGGCCAGACCACUGCUUUCACGACUUUGAUCAUCGAGACCGGGGCCAGUACCAGGACCACGCCAUCGACAGGCGGGAGGGUUCGAGGCCAAUGAUGGGAGACCACCGGGAUGGGCAGCACUAUGGAGAUGACCGCCAUGGCCACGGAGGACCCCCAGAGCGCCACGGCCGGGACUCCCAUGAUGGCUGGGGGGGCUAUGGCUCCGACAAGAGGCUGAGUGAAGGCCGGGGGCUACCCCCUCCCCCCAGGGGUGGCCGUGACUGGGGAGAGCACAACCAGCGGCUGGAGGAGCACCAGGCACGUGCCUGGGAGGGUGCCAUGGAUGCAGGCGCAGCUAGCCAGGAGCACACCAGGUGGCAAGGUGGUGAGAGGGGCCUGUCUGGGCCCUCGGGGCCGGGGCACAUGGCAAGCCACGGUGGAGUGGCGGGGCGAGGCGGCUUUGCACAAGGUGGACAUUCCCAGGGCCACGUGGUGCCAGGUGGCGGACUGGAAGGUGGCGGAGUGGCCAGCCAGGACCGGGGCAGCAGAGUCCCUCACCCACACCCUCAUCCCCCCCCGUACCCCCACUUCACCCGCCGCUACCAAGUCCCACUCACUGCGAGUUUUCAGGUGGGCAGACGCACUGUUGAAUCUGGUAGCCAGGGUUCCCUCGAACUUGGGGGAUCUUUUUAAAAGCAAAGUAAAUCCUGCCACCGUGUUGUAGCUCAAUACAAUGUGAACUCACUUUUUUUUUUUUAAUAAAUGUGUUCUUGUUCUGCCAUUUUUAAAUCAAGAUUUCUGUUAACGAGGCAUUCCAUUUUCCAUUAAUAAAGUUUACCA